AUGAAUUCCCUGGGUCAAGAGGAGAAAGUGAUGAACAUCAGAAGCCUGGAAAGGGCUGAGAGGGCUGGAAAGCAGGAUGGGGUGGCAGUGAGCCCAGGACAAGAGGAAGGGGUGCAGAACUGUGUCUCCACCCAUGACAGUAACUGGUCAGUGAUUAAGGGCCACGGCCUGAAGCUCCACAGGGUUUCUCCGCUGCUCCUGCAGGACAGGAUUACACACAGCUCCCGCUGGAUAACGCAGGUGUUGGCCUCAGAGCUCAGCCUGCUCGCCUUCAUCCUGCUGGUGGUCAUGGUCUUCUCCAAGAAAUGGCUGUGCUUCGAGAGGAUCCGUUUCUACCAGCACUGGCCCAUGAACGUCACCACCAAAAUCUACACAUCAGUUCACAUAAUGUCCCUGGGGCUCCUGCAUAUCUACAAAUCCAAGAGCUGUUCCAACUCAGAAUGGGAAAGUUUUAAGCUGUGGACAAAUCACCCAGCUUUUGGGGUGGCCAAGAUUACCUUCUGCCUGGCCUUGGGGCUGGGCAUCAUCCUCACCAUCUGGUUGCACCUGCCGUAUAUACCUGGUCUUCAGAAAUUGUCCUUUUUCAGCUGGAUUGGGACUGUCAUGAGCUUCUGUGAAGCUUUCUUCAUUUUCUUCACCCUCAUACUGUUCCCUGUUAAUGUCUGGCUCUUCGAGUUGAGAAAGAAUUUAUCAAUCCCCCUCUGCUGGACCUACUUCACUGGUUGGCUGGUGUUUAUCCUGUAUGUAAUCUGUGCAGUCCUCUGCUACUUCAACCAUGGAAAUUUCUGGUGUCUGGUUCUGAGCCAUCCCGCCAGCAGCAGCAGCAGUUCCAGCUCCGAACAUGAAUCUGUAAGUGAGCCGGUUACCUCCAGCACAACUGUCACCCAGGAGGAAGUCCUGGACCCUGAGCAAAAGAUGGCAUCUCUGGCUCCAAGUCCUGUUUAUUCCUCUAACGCUGCCUCCUCAUCCUUCCCCUCUCCAAACACUGAAGUAGGUUGGUCUUCAUCACUGCAAGGAAUUAGAGAGGGAGGACUUUAGGCCAGCUCUGCACACCUCGUCCUUGUUCCUGCCUUGCCUACAGCUUAGAUGAUGUAGAAUAAAUUGUCUCUUAUUUUUCAUGUCCAGCAGUUGUUGAGACAAGACAAGAGCUUGAAGAAGCAGAGGAAGGGAAGAUGAACAAGUGUGUUUCCCAGUUCUUUCUGCCGAGGGGCCUUUCGGCACACUUUGGUCCUCAAGCCUGCCCAUCUCUCCCCUGAGCAAGCACACUUGUAUGCAGGCAAACACCUCUGGGAGCUAAACUUCUUUCAACUUUGUUACCUCUGCCCUAACAUUUGUUAUUAGUAGCUGGAGAGUCAUCAGGGGAGAGAUAUCACUAUUGAACUUGAUGGUUUACUCACAGUGAAGGGUUCAAAAGCAGAAUGACCCAAGGGUAAAGAAACAGGUUAAACAAGGAGAGCACAAUAGAGGGUAUGGUUGUGCCCCCAGCAGCAAUCCCACCUGUAGUGUCCAGCUCUGAUGACUGAGAACUCAAAAAGCCCUGUGUCUCGGUACCACCAGCAUCAACUCAACCUGU
This is a messenger RNA of Capra hircus (goat), 1573 nucleotides long. RefSeq names its product outer dense fiber of sperm tails 4 (gene ODF4). Lineage: Eukaryota; Metazoa; Chordata; Mammalia; Artiodactyla; Bovidae. Bases 1 to 1038 code for a protein of 345 amino acids. The record is from RefSeq and is a predicted model, not a curated record. The transcript has 4 exons.